GAACACACACCUACCAACCGCUUUAUCAUCGCGAGAACAACAUCCCGUCCUUUGCCUGCCUAAAUCCAGCUGGUAUCCUGCCUGCCGUUGACGGUUCUGUAGCAGCUGAGGAGAGCCGCCAGUCAUCAUGGGAAACAUCUUUGGCAACCUGUUGAAGAGCCUCAUAGGCAAGAAGGAGAUGAGGAUCCUCAUGGUGGGGCUCGAUGCUGCAGGGAAAACCACCAUCCUCUACAAGCUGAAGCUGGGAGAGAUCGUCACCACCAUCCCCACGAUCGGCUUCAAUGUAGAGACAGUGGAGUACAAGAACAUCAGCUUCACCGUGUGGGAUGUGGGUGGCCAGGAUAAGAUCCGGCCCCUGUGGCGUCACUACUUCCAGAACACCCAGGGAUUGAUAUUUGUGGUGGAUAGCAACGACCGUGAGCGUGUUAAUGAAGCUCGGGAAGAACUGAUGAGGAUGCUGGCUGAGGACGAGCUGCGAGAUGCUGUUCUUCUCGUCUUUGCAAACAAACAGGACCUGCCUAAUGCCAUGAAUGCUGCCGAAAUCACUGACAAGCUGGGCUUGCACUCUCUACGCCACCGCAACUGGUACAUCCAAGCCACCUGUGCCACCAGUGGCGACGGUCUCUACGAGGGCCUGGACUGGCUGGCCAACCAGCUGAAGAACAAAAAAUGAAAGGUCAGGUCAGUCGGGUGGGGAAGAGCCUGGGUGCCAGCUCCAGGUUGAGGUUAUAAUGAAUCCAUUGGGUUAACAUGGAAAGGUAGUGCUGAAAAGCUCCCAGGGGGUGACUCUCAAUGGCUUUCUCCCCAAAAUACUGAAAUUUGAUCUCUUUAUUUUGGUGACAUUAAUUUGUUUGGGUCUGCAGUGGGUUUUUUAAAAUAUUGAUGAACCAAUGUUAUUGAAGUUGACCUUAAAUAACAACAUUUUUAUAAUCUAAAUACAUAAAUGAUGGGAUGUUAUAGUGCAAUGUUACAGUGAAGUAUAUUUAACUCUCCUACAUUGCAGAAGCUAUGACUGAUAAACCAUCCUUUAGGUUUUUGAAAAUGUAACUUAUAAUGAAUGUCAUUAUAUUAUAGGGGGGAACUACUAUCUCAGAAUACUAUCACAUUGUAAAAAAAAUAUACUCAUAAGUAUAAAGUUUCCACCAUACCAAUGCUCUGCCUCCAAAUGUUUUAUUUUUUUAAAUCUUAUUUUACAAUUAAUUCAAAUGUAUUUAUUUUUAUCCUUAUUUAUUGUUUCAAUCAUAAACCUAAUGGCAUACCCGAUUGUUUAAAAUAAUCGUAGAUUUAUCAACAUCUAUUUAUUUAUUUAUUUGUUUGUUUAAUUGGUUAUUAUCAUGUGGUUUGUCUUCUUUUAUAUUGCAAUGUGCAUUAACUGCUGAGGCAAAAAAAAAAAUAGCCCCUAUAUCCCUGUAUAUUACCGCUUCCCAAUCUGCAUCGAGAUAUCCCAGUAAUGGCUUGUGGGGUUGUCCGAGCUGUGAGCUACCGCAGGUCUCUGCUGUAAAUAAGAAUUAAUUUUCAGUCGAGUUGCCUUGAUCAGUAAGGGUUAAAACAGUUUGUGCAGCGUCAGCAGCUUGUGAUAUCUAACGUGAUACCGAUGACAGACCAGGCACACUGUACCAGCUCUGUGGCUUAGAAAAUAUGCUGCUAUCAGCCUGCCGUGUGAGGAAUGAUUUAUACGAGCAUGUGAUUGGCAAUAUCAGAGAGCUUACAGUGUUUCGAAUGUUGUUGUUUUUUUUAAACCGGUUUAUGCGAGCAGCUGCAAUUAUAUCCAUCAAAAGAACUCACAUUGCUUGUAAUCCUGAUUUUUCAUCCGUAAUUGGUGUGACUUUAUAUGUGUUUGUUGUGUUAACUGUAUCUCUGUGUACCAUGUUGGCACAACAUAACUCUAGAUGCAUAAAUGUUGUAGAAAAUGUAACGUCCAUUUUUUUUGUAUCUCUAAAUGAAGUGUUUAUUUAUUUUUCAUGCAAUCUGCAAAGUGUUUAUUUGAGUGUUAUUUUUCUUUAUUUGCUUACUUGACUGAACAGUUGUCCUUUUAAGUGUUCACACAAAUCACAAUAAUUAAAAUAGGAGAGAGGGUCAUGAUAAUACUGCAUCAAAAGGCAUGUUAAUAAUGUACAAGAUCUGUAAAGUGAAUUAUAAUAGCCGGUUUGUUCAGACUAUAUUUGUUAGUCUAAAUUACUGCUGCUGUUGGAACAAUGCUGUACUGAUAAAUGUUAUGGAUUUAGUGUAAAGUUUACCGAAUUACCUUCUAAUAUGCAAAAGCAUGCUUUUCUAUGUCAGCGCAACUGUAUAUAUGUUCAUGUAACAUGACAGUAUACCAUGGUACUUGCAGUCCAUUGACAGUGUUGUCCAUACACCUGUAGAUAUUGGAGUCAGUGUGUUGGCGGAUAUGUUUAACUGACAGCAGCUUGUGUGUGUGUGUGUGUGUGAUGUGCCCUCUAUUACAUUCAGUUUGGUGUGAACAUUGUUUUUGUGGCCUUAUAUUGCCAGUGAUUGAGUUCUCUUUGAUAAAAGGUUUGUAUGUAGGAAUGUCCAACAUUAUAGUAUGUCGCCCAAGAUCUGUAACACUGACGCACUCGGUACUGUUGUGGCUUACCGUCCUCCUUUCAAUGACUACAAUGACAGACUUAACUUUAAAAAAUAUGGAAAGACCACUGCAGAACAUUCCAGCUGACAAAGUUAAAACAAAAGAGAAAAGAAUAACAAUGACUUAAAUGAUUUGAGUGAAAUAUCAUGAAGAGGAGGACCAUAAACAGCAGAGAGUGCAAAAGUGUUGAAUGAUUUAAAGGUUCCUGGCUACAUAAACUGAUCAAUCAAUCAAUAAAAAUACCAAAACAU
Labrus mixtus (cuckoo wrasse) is the source of this 2838-nucleotide messenger RNA. It is a transcript of the gene arf3a, whose product is annotated as ADP-ribosylation factor 3a. Gene Ontology annotation, molecular function: GTPase activity; GTP binding. Lineage: Eukaryota; Metazoa; Chordata; Actinopteri; Labriformes; Labridae. Gene Ontology annotation, biological process: vesicle-mediated transport; intracellular protein transport. The transcript has 5 exons. Gene Ontology annotation, cellular component: plasma membrane; cytoplasm. The coding region runs from base 128 to 673 and encodes 181 amino acids. The record is from RefSeq and is a predicted model, not a curated record.